Molecule: messenger RNA, 2238 nt
Organism: Kockovaella imperatae
Lineage: Eukaryota; Fungi; Basidiomycota; Tremellomycetes; Tremellales; Cuniculitremaceae
Exons: 6
Coding region: 1-2238 (745 amino acids)
Biological process (GO): regulation of DNA-templated transcription
Cellular component (GO): nucleus
Molecular function (GO): DNA-binding transcription factor activity, RNA polymerase II-specific; zinc ion binding
Source: RefSeq, a predicted model, not a curated record
AUGGCCGACAGCAGGAAACCACCAUUACCGUCGCCGCAUUCCACUUCGUCGGUAUCAAGAGCCGGCAAUACCUCCGCAGACAUGCAUCACGGUCAUUCAUCCUAUGCUAGCAGUCCUUCUCCUCGACAGAAUUCCCGAUAUACUCAACCCGCUUCGCCUCCAAACAAGCGGCAUUCGUCUGGCGGUCCGAGUGAAGGGGAAGGAAGUGAAGAAUUGACGACCAAAGGCCGGAAACGAAAACGUUUGGCAAAAGCUUGCAGUGCCUGUCAUAAAAAUAAAAGACGAUGUGAUGGAUUCGCGCCUUGUGCCAAUUGCGAAUUCUCUUCGAGAGAAUGUCUCUACAUCAAUGCUCAGGGAGAGAUCAUUCCUCCACCACGAACUCGAGAUCCGUCCAAGCAGAGCUCUGCUCCCGAAUCUUCCGUCCCUUUACCACAAAAGCAGCCCCGUAUCGUCACGCCCACCCUCGCUCAACCCAUCACACCUACUCGAGACGACAAGCAUGCACAGAGGAUCAUCGACCUGGUGGACUCGGAUCAGACGUUAUCUGCGGAACUUGUCCAUCUCUUUUUUCACCACGUUCAUCCUUACGGUGCCAUGUUCCACUCCGCCACAUUCUAUCAUCGUCUCUAUCUUGGUCAAGUCUCGCUUGUCCUCAUUCACGCCAUCUACGCCAUCGCCUCUCAUCUCUGUACGAACCCGGUCCUACUGAGCCUUUUACCACCCACGACUCCACCUCACGCCCGAGGCAUGGUUUUUGCCGAACGAGCAGAUGCCAUUGCCAAAAAGAUUCUAGCUUCUCAAAUUGAGCCAAGAGCAGGGUGGGAAGAUACAGAACUUGCUCAAGGGCUGGUCUUGUUGUCUAUUUACUACGCUCAUGGCGACAUUUCAAACUACUAUCUCGAUAGCGCUAAAAAUCUACUCAGAACGCUCGAGACCAGGAACAAUACGUUGGCAGAGUGUAGGGCCAGGCUCUCAUGGAUGAUCACCAUGCACGGGCUUUCAGUUGGAAGUAUUAAAUUCUCAGAUGCUCAAAAGGUCAAUCUAUCUCUUCCGGGUGGUGAAGCCCUUUGGCAGAGAUAUGGCGAGCGAAGCGAUAUGAAAAGAGAUGGAAUUCUGCCAGGAGCUGGGAAUAGACAGACAGUCGCCGGACAAGUGGGGGAGAUAGGCUACGCCAUCCGCAUCCUUUAUAUUUUCAAUAAUAUUUUAUCAGUGGCAAAUUCGACUUCUCGAGACAUGCGCCGGGAUCUGCUGGCAUUGGAGCAGGAGCUCAAGAAUUGGGCCAUGUCGCUCCCGCCGAGCCUUCGAUUCCAAGAGUACACUCUUGCCACUGCAUCCAGUCAACUUGCCUCGCCUCUUGAUUUUGUCUCCCGGUGCGGAUGGUUGUUCGGGCUUAUGCACUGUAUUGCAGAGAGUGGAAUGUACCGACUGCAAGGGGCUUUAGGGACUCUAGGGGAGGAAUGGACGGCCGAAAGGCAAGGUCAAGCUGCGGACAAUAUCAUUGUCAUCAUGGACGCAAUGGGCAGGAAAGGGCGAACUGUCCCACUUAUCCCACUCUUCAUUGUCAAUGAAUGGCAUGCGCGGACCCGGAAUGUCAAGCUGGACCAUCUCAUGGCAAGGUGGUGGCGAGAAGUCAAAGAGGAUUGGGAUCUGGACCCUGCGGUUCUGGCUCGAAGAUUUCAGCGCCGGUUGGACCGGUCGCCUGGUGAAUCCACCCUGGGACUGUACAAUACAUCACCACGGGAUGCGGCCCCGGAAUCCAUCAUGUCAAGUCGGAGCAGCACGAAUCUGGUCACGCCAGGCAUGUGGAAACAUCCGUCCAUGGUGCCUUCUCAAUCGUACCUAAAGUCCCGCUCCGAUAACCUGCUCUCCUACCAUACUGUGCGAUCGUCAUCUGAGGAUGGCUCAGGCGCUGCGACUCAGACUGGACCUCGACUUCCACCUAUCCAAACUGUCGAUCUCAAAUCGCCAACUGGGUACUUUGACCUCCCAAAGAGUAGUCGCUUAUCCGUCUCACCCAUGGGUGUCCCCAAGACCAGUCCCCGUUUCGACCCCUACGCCGGAGUGAGAGACGGUGCAGCCAGUGCUUCACCGAGUUUACCUCAAUUCCAACGUGAGCGUAUGGACCGUAUCAUCCCCCGUCGAAGUCCCGCCGAGACGGCAGAAGAGCCCGUUACGGGGAUCGAUGCGCUAGUCACUGCGGCUGAGGCAAAAUCAAAAGCAAAAGAAUUAGCUGUAUAA